AUGCCAGAGCAAGCCGCUGUUGCCCAGGAAGACCCCGCAUCUGUGCAAGACAGCACUGCACUAGAGGACAACGAUGAUCACUUGCAUGUCAAGUCGGCAAAGACUGUCGCGCGAGCAGAUCGGUGGGAGGAAGAAUGGAAGACCCUUGUCGAUGAGAUGCGCCGAUCGCUGGAGUUUCUGACACAGAAAGCUGCCUGGUGGCUUUCUCAAGGUCACUGUCAUGAGGGUCGAGCUGAUAUUGUGACCGAGCGUUGCGCAUACGCAGCGAAGCAAGCGUCAAUCCGACUACAUCUGGUUCAGAAGUGGUCGAAACGUUGGCAGCCUGUCCUCACAAAGGCACACAUCGCGCAUGGCUGGAUCCAUCAAUACCUGCCUGUAUCCCCAACGAGCGUCGACAUUCAUCGUCCCGCCGCGACAAGUGCGCCCACUUCCUACGCUGUCUCAGCUGCUCCUGAUGCUCCCGAUGUCGUGCCCCGCAUACUUGGUGUGGAUGCAGUCUUUGCGUUGGAGAGCCAGAACGACAGCAUGCCAGACGCGGACGCCCCCAGCGGGUACAAUUCUGAUGGCAGCGAGUCCGACUGGGGAGAUGAUGUCAAUCCUGUGGAAGUGGGAGAUGCUCGAGAUGAUGACGGGGGUUUUGACUCUGACCAGCAUGUUCUGGUGAGGUGUUUUUUGCAACUGCAGGUACAGGUUUUGCAACGGCAAGCGGUAUGUUUUUAUUUUAUUUUCUGCUUUUCUGCGUACAUGCGGAGAUCUGCCAUGCUCUAA
Sparassis crispa is the source of this 768-nucleotide messenger RNA. RefSeq lists its product as hypothetical. Bases 1 to 768 code for a protein of 255 amino acids. Lineage: Eukaryota; Fungi; Basidiomycota; Agaricomycetes; Polyporales; Sparassidaceae. The transcript has a single exon. The record is from RefSeq and is a predicted model, not a curated record.